AUGCCCUCUCGUACUCCCACCGUCCAAACCAUCAACACCAGUGCCAUGUCCGGCACCACUGUCCGUCCCUCCAUCACCUCCCGCUCAACCGUCCAUGAAGCCACCGUCCUGGAAGAAUCCAACCUGCCUGGCGAUGCUGUCCCUGAAUCCCCCGAAGGCUGCCCAACCGUCAUCUUCCCCUGCAACCACCAAACCCGCAAUCUCCGCGAGCCCUACGGCACCUUCAUCUUCAAAGCCAACUACAACCCCUCCGACUACUUCUACACCAACUAUAUGCGGUAUCCCAAUAAACGAAUCCCACUCUCCCGCUACUGCGUCUUCUUCGAUCUCUCCUGCUCCUACUCCAACCAGCAUGAACUCAUCGCUGAUCUCCGUCUUGCAGGCAGCAGUGGCGAGGGCAAUAUCGGGACUGUCAGGGACCGGCGUCAGGGUCUGUCCGUUGGCAUCGAGGUCUGUGGCUACUUUUAUACGUAUGGCGAUGUUCAUGCGGCGGCUAAUAUUCGUCUUGGGCAGCUGCAUAAUAUGCUAGAUCGACGACUGGUAAAGUUUGUCUAUCCCCUUAUUGAGUAG
Messenger RNA from Aspergillus wentii DTO 134E9, 570 nucleotides. RefSeq lists its product as uncharacterized. NCBI's taxonomy places the organism in Eukaryota, Fungi, Ascomycota, Eurotiomycetes, Eurotiales, Aspergillaceae. The record is from RefSeq and is a predicted model, not a curated record. Bases 1 to 570 code for a protein of 189 amino acids. The transcript has a single exon.